Messenger RNA from Cucurbitaria berberidis CBS 394.84, 456 nucleotides. RefSeq lists its product as uncharacterized. The record is from RefSeq and is a predicted model, not a curated record. The coding region runs from base 1 to 456 and encodes 151 amino acids. The transcript has a single exon. NCBI's taxonomy places the organism in Eukaryota, Fungi, Ascomycota, Dothideomycetes, Pleosporales, Cucurbitariaceae.
AUGCACAACCUCACACUUGAAAGCCUGCCUACUGCUCGUGCUGCGAUGGCGCCUGUCACAUCUGAUUCGAACAAUACAGCACUCCAUCUGUUCAUCAUUAUAUUCAUAUUCUUGUCCCUGUCACUGCUCGCGCACGCUUUAGCUUAUUGCUCAGAGCCCGACGUAGAUGUCGAAGCAGCAACUGUAGCAGAUAUGACCCCUAUUGUCUGUGAUGGCAUUCAUGAGGGGGGGCUACUAGAAAAUAGCGAUGGGGAGUCUUUGCCUGAAUACUCCGAGAUGGAUCUGUAUGGCGCACCGGUGUACAAGGACACCGACGAGCGUGAGUCGGGGGUAUGGAAUGUGGCGACGAUGUCGAUGAUGGGGAUCUCACGAGCUUACUGGAUGCGUAGCCGAGUGUUCCUUCGUGGUGAGCUGCUAAUAGUCAGCGCAGCAUUACAUCCUCUUGGGAACGUUUAG